UGUGGUGGAUGUUAGAGCGCAUCGUUUUCGUGCCAUCGACGAUCGCCGCUCUAAGGGAGAGCUCACCUACUCGGUUUGGAGUCAACAUGGUGGUCAACGUGAAGCGACAUCAAUGUUUGGAAUCGAUCCAAAAACGGGUGUCAUACAUCUGAGGCGUCCACUUGACUAUGACGAUCCGUCACUGCCGAAAUUACAUAAACUCAUCGGUGAGUCAUCUCCUCCUUCCUUUAAGCCUCCUUAA
Molecule: messenger RNA, 241 nt
Organism: Cooperia oncophora
Lineage: Eukaryota; Metazoa; Nematoda; Chromadorea; Rhabditida; Trichostrongylidae
Source: the annotation of a GenBank genome assembly